CACGGCUUCCCUGUCUUUUAAAGAUGUGUCAUCGAUUAUGAGGAUUUGGGAUGACUUAGGAGUUGGAGAAGUUUAGGUUGGUGUGUGCUGAGAUGUAGAGUUGGUCCUGGCCACGUAACAUAUUUGGGACCUUGUCCAGGAGUCGGAAAACAAGCCAGUUUUCAUGUCGAGUGUCACCAUCAAGGGUCGUCAUGACUGAUACGCAAUCGGGCUGGCAAUACUUGGACAACACCAGUAUAAGUGUAACUGCUGGAGAGCCGUUUGGUAUCACAUGUGAAGCAUCUCGGGCAAGGCCUCCUGUGGUACUGCAAUGGGUGACAACUAAGGGCGUGUCAGCUGUUCAUCACGAUCAGUCGGAUGUCAUCCAAGAUGGAUCUUACAUCUCCCGGAGAACUUUGAUAAUCACACCCUUCAGGAACGAUCAUGGAAAGAUUCUUAGCUGCAUUACAUCACAACCAGAACUACAGAAAAAUAUUAGACGCUCAGUUAGUCUGAAUAUUCAUGUUCUGCCGACCAGUGUGCUGCUAUUUCUAACUGGAGGUAACCAGUCCCAAUCAACAGUCCUAUACGUUAAAGAAGAUUCACCGACUUCAAUCACUUGUAAAAGUAUUGGAACAUUCCCAGCAACUGAACUAUCAUUUUGGCUUAUAGUUGAUGCCUUUGAGAGAACUCCGAUCCUUGCAAAUGUCUCGAGUAAUAGGAGUAUUUUAGACGACACUUUGUUUGACACUGAAAGUACCAUUACCAUAAGACCAGAUGCCACGAAACAUGGAAUGCACAUUGUAUGUUCCUCGUAUAUGGAGGACGUCUUCUUUGUUAAAAUACUGACAGCUAGACUAAUGGUGUACGGGCUGCCAGUCGAUGUCACAAUAUCUAUCCCAGGUGACAUGCUUGAAGGUGCAGAGACCAGCAUAACCUGUAAAGCUCUUAAUGGAUAUCCCGCCCCUCUCAUCCAUUGGUACAUUGGAUUAAGAAACCUGACAUAUAAUUCAUCGCUGGAGACUUCAUUGAAUGCAGCUGAUCGAUAUGAUGCUGAAAGCACUCUCACUUUCAUACCGACGAGGUUUGAUCAUUCGAAACGUCUUCUCUGCCAGGCAGUUCAACCUAACAGGCGCGGAUCAACCUAAUACAACAUCUACUGCGGUGUCCAAGAAUAACAGCACGGUUCUGAACAUAUCAAGUCAGCACAGAGGGGCGAUGACAGUAAUGAAAAAAUAAAUCUGGUGGACUAUUCAGAGAUUGCGAUCAUUACAAAACGGGUAAAUGAAAUAAUAAUCGUAACGAUACAACAGUUGAAAUGAACAAUGCUUCAUAGUUAUUUUUAUGCACGCUUUAUCAUGACCAUACGCAUAUUUUGUUCAAAGAAGGUUGGCAGUGAGCGAGCAAAGCGGCCAAGCUUCUCACGGGACAUGUUUUAAAUUUCGCGCACACUUUUGAUAAA
Lytechinus variegatus (green sea urchin) is the source of this 1441-nucleotide messenger RNA. RefSeq lists its product as uncharacterized. The transcript has 4 exons. Gene Ontology annotation, cellular component: cell-cell junction. The record is from RefSeq and is a predicted model, not a curated record. NCBI's taxonomy places the organism in Eukaryota, Metazoa, Echinodermata, Echinoidea, Temnopleuroida, Toxopneustidae. Gene Ontology annotation, molecular function: cell adhesion molecule binding. The coding region runs from base 192 to 1127 and encodes 311 amino acids. Gene Ontology annotation, biological process: cell-cell adhesion.